AUGAACGGAGAUCACGGAUUCGUUCUUGUGCUCAUGUUCCGCAAGCGGGACAACAACGCUUACGAUUUGCUCAUGGGGCCGCAGAUUAGGGGACUGGCUGGGACAAGUGGAGGCCUGCCCAACCCAGAAAUCGAGAGACGAGAGAGGUAUUUUACUUUUGAGUGCUGCUGUGUGUCUCUGUCUCUCUCUCUCUCUCUCUGUCUCUCUCUCUCUCUCUCUGUCUCUCUCUCUGUCUCUCUCUCUCUGUCUCUCUGUCUGUCUGUCUGUCUGUCUCUCUGUCUCUGUCUCUGUCUCUGUCUCUGUCUCUGUCUCUGUCUCUGUCUCUGUCUCUGUCUCUGUCUCUGUCUCUCUCUGUCUCUGUCUCUGUCUGUCUCUCUGUCUGUCUGUCUCUCUGUCUCUGUCUCUGUCUCUGUUUCUGUCUCUCUCCGUCUCUUUCUGUCUCUGUCUCUGUUUCUGUCUCUGUUUCUGUCUCUCUCCGUCUCUCUCUGUGUCUCUCUCUUUCUCUGUCUCUCUCUUUCUCUGUCUCUCUCUUUCUCUGUCUCUCUCUCUCUCUGUCUCUCUCUGUCUCUCUCUCUCUGUCUCUCUCUCUCUCUCUCUCUCUCUCUCUCUCUCUCUCUCUCUCUCUCCAUCAUCAUCAUCAUCAUCAUCGUCAAGAGUGGACGUGCGUGCGGUUUUCCCUUUUUCCCAGAACAAGGACAUCUUGAUUACCCUCUCUCAGAGGAGGUCGCCGUGGUCAAAUUUUUCAACGCCCCCUUCUCGCUCUUGGACCUCAAUCGAACCCUGACCCAGCGUGGUGUGUUUGAGACAUGGACCGACGCUUGCGGCUACCACCCUCUCGUCCUGCGCGACGGCAGCACCAAUGAUGAUGACAACGAUGACGACACGUCCACCGCAAGCCCAGUGCCCGUAACCGUUACCUUCACCCCGUCACCUGCGCCCACCGCCACGACAGAUGACCUCAUCGCCGCCCGCUUGUUUCAUUUCAAGUUUAUCGACUCGAGUGGUCACGUUGAUGCUACCGUUGAAGCCCCAGAUCGAACACUACUCUUUCCUCCCAGCUCGGGCUACAUACACGGUGCCACUGACCCGUGUGCAAAAAGCAACGCCUCGCAUGUUUGCCUGCCCAGUGAUGUCAACUUGACUCGCCAUGCCAACUUGCUCAUGCGCCUGGUCAAUGCUAUGGGAUGGCACCACGUCGUUGCACUCAACGACAAUUCCUGCACCAUCUUCACCCUCCCGGUCCCCCUCCGCAACGCCAUUCUUGAAGCUGCCGAUGCAUACAAUGUUUCACUCAUUGCACACGAGACAGCCUAUGAGGCCUCCUGUAGUGUCUUGCCCGUCGACCAGCACCCAAUUCGCCUCGUCUUUGCCGAUGAUGUCUACAGCAUGGCCCUUGCCAUGGUCCGCUCCAUCACCUUUCAUGCCGAUAACCAACGGCUUGUGUAUCUCUACCCUGAGGACAUCAACGCGGUGUCCUUUGAAACGUUAAUUGCCGCCAUGAAUCCUUGGGACACGACGGGCGAAAUCCGCGCCAUUGCACGCGCACGCACCAUUAUCAUCUCUAGCAAGCUACCAGAUUUGCUGACGGAUCUUCCCGUUAUUACGGCAGCCAAUGCCUUUUUGAGCUACUUUGGCACUCGAUGCACAGCUCUUCAGGAUCUAGUCGUUGACUAUCAGCUCAAGGAUGCCAAGAAUGAUUUCAUGGUGGCAAUGCAAGCCCCCACGGACAAGAACCCAGAGCGCGACGUCCUCGCCUAUCGGCUGCGGGCCCUCACUUCGGACCAAGGCAAUGUCGUGUUUUACUCUCUGUUGGGUGCAGAAAUUGACCAACCCAUCCUCUUUCCGACCUAUCCAGAGCUUCUCCCAGCUUCUGAGUAUCCUCUGGAAAUCCGCAUUCUUCUUGUAUUCCAGAGGCUCAGUCCCACCCUUCAAGGAGGCUCGGCAGGUGCUGAUGCUAUGGCUCUUGCCGCAGCAGAAUACCUGGCCGAAGUGUAUCCAGACAUUCGUGUUCAACUCUUGCGAGCCGAUGUGACUGGGCAGGACUGUUCUGUAAUCCCCAGCCUGGCAGAGACACAUGCCGUGCAUUUGAUUGCAGGGCCUGUGGUGUCUGAUUGCGCCAUCAAGGCAAUGAAUGUUGCCCGCCUCAACCCGGAUCUGCAGCUCAUCAGUCCCAUCGGUUCUAGCGCUGUGCUCGUGAACAGCUCCGUCUAUCCCAAUUAUCUCAGUCUAUCGGCAUCCACACUCAAGCUGGGUGCCAACUUGGUAAAUUUGGUCUCAGCACUUGGCCAGUUUGACUGCAUCACGCUCAUCCACGACGUUUCGAUCACUCCUAACGUGGAGACAACUGAGCGAUUUCGUUCGCUGGCCACGGCCGCAGGCCACUCGGUGGCUUUGGAGCUUGUUUUUCCAGCCAGCGAGGACGAAAUUCUCGUCGAUCAACUCCUUCAGGCUCUUUGGGCCAAUGGCACGGGCCUUGUCGUCGUUAGCCUGUACCCCAUCCAAUCACGGGUACUAUUUGAGCGUGCUUACGCUCUUGGCACCUCGCCAUACGCCGCUCCCUUUGCGGCCUUUGAUUCCAGCACAGAUCACAGCGUUUUCUUCCCGCAAAUCCUCGACCGUGCUUGGGUCAUCAACGUGGCCGAGAUUGUCAUGAUUGCCGCCACGGCAGCAGAAAAAAUGAAGUACACCAACCGCUUUGGUCGCAAUCUCAAUGUGACCCGGCGACUGUUGCGUGAAGCCGUCGCAUCCAUCCUCGUCAACAACUCGAUCGAGGGCCUUUACUAUGACCAUCUCAGCAUUGAUGCAGAGGGCGAACUUGGGGCCACAGAAACCGUGGCCUUUGUCAACGGCGAUGCAGUUACCAUUGGCAACCCAGAGGGUUCGGCCAAGUGCCCCGAACCCUUGGUGGCCCCGCCCACACUUGGACGCAACGACAUUGCUCUAGGCCCUCUUCUGGGCGGUGGGCAAUAUGGACAGGUCUUUCUGGGCACAUUGCGCCGUGGGCGUCGCAUGGGCUGGUCCAAACAAGCAGACCAACAAGUGGUUUGUAAGCAAGCCAAAUCAGGAGACUCGACUGCCACGUCAGAAGCGCGCCUCUUGACCGAGGCCAUCUUGCUGAAUCAACUGCACGAUAACAACUACGUGGUCAAGUUAAUUGGCAUUGCCGUGGCCCAACCAUCACUCAUUCUCGUUUUGGAGUACUGCUCCCAAGGUGACCUUGCCCACAUGCUGCGCACCACUGUCGAGGACAACCGGCAGAUUGCAGUUGCAGAAAAAAUGCGCAUGGCGCAAGACAUUGCCCGCGGCAUGGCCAGCCUGGCGCGCUAUUCGAUUGUUCAUAGCGAUUUAAGUGCGCGAAAUAUUUUGGUUGAUGAGAAUCAUCGCUGCAAGGUCUCCGACCUUGGAUUGGCUUAUGUGGGCGCUGAUUUGCAGGACGUGGGUGCUGUAACCGCCGUUCGAUGGGCGGCGCCGGAAGUGCUUGACGGACGUAUCGGCCCACAGAGUGACGUUUGGUCAUUUGGAAUCGUUUUGUAUGAGAUUACGACCGACGCCGCCGCUCUUCCGUACGGUAGCCUCUCCAGCUCGGCCGUCGUGGUCGCCGUCAAGGCCGGGUAUCGCAUGCCUCGUCCCGUGAGCUGCCCCGAGCCCGUCUACGAUAUUAUGCAACAGUGCUGGUGCGAAUAUCGAGCGCGACCGAGCUUCUUACAUCUGGCAGCACAACUUUCGAGUUUGAACACCCAAAAGCUAAACAACAAGACCAUUCCGGGCCUGCCGAUUCCGGAAACGUCGGAUGAUGAGCGAGUAUCACCCGUCAUUCCCAGCCAUUACAGUCGUUUAGAGCACCGAAAGGAGAGCGCCGACAAUCAGCGAGGAAAUAAGCAUGGGUUGAACCUCAAGGGAGCGCCAAAGCGUCGCAAUCUUGAUGAAGCCCUGCCCACCUAUCUCACCCUGCUAUAG
Monosiga brevicollis MX1 is the source of this 3957-nucleotide messenger RNA. RefSeq lists its product as uncharacterized. The record is from RefSeq and is a predicted model, not a curated record. Gene Ontology annotation, molecular function: ATP binding; transmembrane receptor protein tyrosine kinase activity. The transcript is spliced from 17 exons. Gene Ontology annotation, cellular component: signaling receptor complex. The coding region runs from base 1 to 3957 and encodes 1318 amino acids. Gene Ontology annotation, biological process: multicellular organism development; positive regulation of kinase activity; cell surface receptor protein tyrosine kinase signaling pathway. Lineage: Eukaryota; Choanoflagellata; Craspedida; Salpingoecidae.